Emericellopsis cladophorae is the source of this 1431-nucleotide messenger RNA. RefSeq lists its product as uncharacterized. NCBI's taxonomy places the organism in Eukaryota, Fungi, Ascomycota, Sordariomycetes, Hypocreales, Bionectriaceae. Bases 1 to 1431 code for a protein of 476 amino acids. The transcript has 2 exons. Gene Ontology annotation, biological process: regulation of RNA metabolic process; regulation of gene expression. The record is from RefSeq and is a predicted model, not a curated record. Gene Ontology annotation, molecular function: mRNA binding. Gene Ontology annotation, cellular component: cytoplasm; nucleus.
AUGUCUGCAUCCCCGCCAACCCAGACGACCAAUUCAGCCAAGCGUCCCCUAGAGGCGCCCUCAUCACCUUCGCACGAGGGUGACCAGCCCGACGCCAAGCGGCCCGCCCUCGACAAGGUCGUGCAGCACGACGAUGAAGUCGAGCACGAAGCGGCCCCUGUCGCCACCGAGGAGCAACCCGCGCCCGAAUCUGCAGCGCACGAGGAUGGCGAUGAGGACGGUGCUAGUGUCACUGUCGCCGAAGAGGCAGAGCCCAUGCCGGAAGUAGCUGACCCCAAGGCGGCGGCGGCGACCGUGGCGUCCACAACAGAAACAGCCGUCAACUCGGCAUCGGCUCACGACGAGACAGCCUGGAUACACAUCCGCGCUGUCAUCUCCAGCCCCGAGGCGGCCACGAUUAUCGGCAAGGGCGGCGAGAAUGUCUCCAACAUUCGCAAGCUCUCCAACGCCAAGUGCACCGUCAGCGACUAUCAAAAGGGGGCGGUCGAGCGAAUCCUGACAGUCAGCGGUAUAGUGGACGCUGCUGCCAAGGCUUUUGGCCUGAUCAUCCGCACCUUGAACAACGAGCCCCUGAACGAGGCCUCCACGGCCUCGUCCAAGACCUACCCCCUGCGCCUCCUGGUGCCUCACAUCCUGAUCGGUUCCAUCAUUGGCAAGGGUGGUGCUCGCAUCCGCGAGAUCCAGGAGGCGUCGGGUGCUCGACUCAACGCCUCCGACUCUUGUCUGCCCAUGUCGAGCGAGAGGUCGCUCGUCGUUAUGGGUGUUGCGGACGCCGUGCACAUUGCUACGUAUUAUGUGGGCAGUACCCUACUGGAGCAACUGAACGAGCGUUUCGGAGGUCCCGCUGCCUCGGCCUACGCCACGCGCAGCGGCCAGCCUGCCGGCUCCAUCCCCGGCGGGAUGCAGGUCGUGCCCUACUCACCACAGCCCGCGUCCGGCCACUUUGGACGGGGCGAGAACUACUACCGCCAGAACGACCGUCGCGGUGGACACAUGCCUCCCCAGGCGUACCCGCCGCAGUAUCCUCCGCACGGCGGUCAUGGACACCCUCAGCAGCCUGUGCCUCAGCCGUAUGGAGGACCACACGCCGGCUACGGCGCCCCUGCGCACGCGCAGCCCCACAUGGGCGGCCCGCCGCAGCAGCCGCAAGGCCAGCCUAUGCCUCCUCAGCAGGGAGCCCCUGCCGGCGCGCCCGGUGGCCCGAUCACGCAGCAAAUCUACAUCCCCAACGACAUGGUGGGCGCCAUCAUCGGAAAGGGCGGCCAGAAGAUCAACGAAAUACGCCAGAUGAGCGGCAGCAUGAUCAAGAUCAACGACCCGCAAGACAAUAGUAAUGAGCGUCUCGUGACCGUGACCGGAACGGAGGAGUGCAACCGCAUGGCCCUGUACAUGCUGUACUCUCGUCUUGAAUCGGAGAAGCACCGCGUGUAG